Messenger RNA from Auxenochlorella protothecoides, 1047 nucleotides. Its product is annotated as Delta(7)-sterol-C5(6)-desaturase. The transcript is spliced from 5 exons. The record is from RefSeq and is a predicted model, not a curated record. Gene Ontology annotation, molecular function: iron ion binding; oxidoreductase activity. NCBI's taxonomy places the organism in Eukaryota, Viridiplantae, Chlorophyta, Trebouxiophyceae, Chlorellales, Chlorellaceae. Gene Ontology annotation, biological process: lipid biosynthetic process. Bases 1 to 1047 code for a protein of 348 amino acids.
AUGAGGGCCGGCCCUUUAGUGGUCGCGCUCCUGGCAGCAACAGCCGUGGCGAUCUACGCCAGCCCUCUCACCGACGUCCUUGUCUGGAAACUAGGGUCGAGGGGAGAUGGCUUAGGGCGUGGUGAGGGCCUGGACCUGACGGUCAGUGGCACCGGCAUUCCCGGUUCGGUCGAAGCGUGGGGGACCCCCGCGCCCGCCUCCCUCACCCGGCGCCAAGAGCAGCUGCUAGAGUUCCGAGAAGAGAACGCUUUCAAGGACAACCUGGCGCUCUUCUGGCUCCCAAACGAAUGGCGUGCGGCGAUGCCGCCGUAUGUACAAAGCUGGCUGCGGAACUGGAUUAUGGUGGCCAUUCUCUACUACGUGCUGGGCGGCGUGUGGGUCUACUACACAUACUACGCGUUCGGAUCGCAGCUGUUCAAGCCUGGGGAGAUUCCAAGCUUGGGUGCGCAGCUGGAGCAGAUGAAGGUGGCAAGCAUCUCGAUGCCCCUCUACGCCAUGCUCCCGGCGUUCAAUGAGUUUGCAAUAGAAAAGGGCUGGACCAGGACAUACAGCAGGGUUUCGGACGUGGGCCUCCCCAUGUACGUAGUGUACUUUUUCACGUACAUGCUGUCGGUGGAGUUCUUUGUCUACUGGGCGCACCGCCUGCUGCACGAGAUCAAGCCGGGGUACAAGUGGCUGCACUACAUCCACCACAAGUACAACAAGGAGCACACGCUGUCGCCCUUUGCGGGCCUGGCUUUCCACCCCAUAGACGGCAUGCUGCAGGCGUGUCCCUACACCUUCAUGCUCUGGUUCGUGCCCAUGCACCUGCUCACCCACGAGCUCCUGCUCUUUGCUACUGGCAUCUGGACCAACAACAUCCAUGACAACAUUGACGGCAAGGUACCCCCUGUGAUGGGGGCCUACUACCACACCAUCCAUCACACCAUGUACAACAAGAACUACGGACACUACUUCACCUUUGUUGACCGAUUGUUCGGGACGCUGCUCACCCCAGAGGACUACCGCGCGAUGAUUGCAGAGAGGAAGGUGGCGAAGGAGACGUGA